AUGCCUGUGGAAAAGUACCAGUUUAUGAGCAACGUCUGGAGGGAUGGCAUCUUCGCUCUACAUCUGGAUGACGAGCUAACACAAACACCUCCAGACAACAAAGUCGUCUUCUGCACCGGCGGUGCAGGCUCAAUCUGCUCUGUCCAAGUCCGAGCCAUGGUCGCCCUAGGAGCAAAUGCCUGCAUCAUCGGUCGCAACGUAGAGAAGACGGAGAACAUGGCCAAAGACAUCGCAACCGCACGCUCAGGCGCAAAGGUAAUCGGUAUCGGCGCAGUCGACGUCAGGAAGCCCGAACUCCUCCAACAAGCCGCAGAGCGCUGCGCCAAAGAACUCGGCAGCAUCGACUUCGUCAUCGCAGGCGCAGCAGGAAACUUCCUCGCCACCAUCGAUCAGAUCUCGCCGAAUGCCAUGAAGAGCGUCAUCGACAUCGAUGUACUGGGUAGUUACAACACGGUCAAGGCGACACUACCCUAUCUCAAGGAAUCAGCGGCGAAGCAUAAAACAAAUGGCACGACACAGCCAGCCAACGGAACAGGCGGACGCAUCAUCUUCGUGAGCGCAACUUUCCACUACACAGGCGCACCCCUCCAGAGCCACGUCUCAGUUGCAAAGGCAGGUGUAGACGCCAUGGCCAUGUCCGUCGCCAUUGAGCAAGGCCCCAGAGGCAUUACAUCCAACAUCAUCGCUCCUGGACCCAUUGCCGGCACCGAAGGCAUGUCGCGACUAUCAAAGUCCGAUGGCAAGAGCAACGCUUCCAAGACCAUACCACUUGGUCGUUGGGGCACUGUCAAGGAGAUUGCUGAUGCAACCGUUUAUCUCUUCUCCGAUGCGGGCAACUAUGUUAAUGGCGAGACACUGGUCGUUGAUGGUGGUGCAUGGCAUACAGCAGGUUUCUCGGGCGGAUUCGAAUAUCCAGAUUUCCUGCUCAGUGGGGAGGCUGUUACGGGUGUUGCAGGGGGAAAGAAGUCGAAGCUGUAG
Alternaria atra is the source of this 978-nucleotide messenger RNA. RefSeq lists its product as uncharacterized. Bases 1 to 978 code for a protein of 325 amino acids. The transcript has 2 exons. NCBI's taxonomy places the organism in Eukaryota, Fungi, Ascomycota, Dothideomycetes, Pleosporales, Pleosporaceae. Gene Ontology annotation, biological process: fatty acid catabolic process. The record is from RefSeq and is a predicted model, not a curated record. Gene Ontology annotation, molecular function: 2,4-dienoyl-CoA reductase (NADPH) activity.